Molecule: messenger RNA, 2244 nt
Organism: Pochonia chlamydosporia 170
Lineage: Eukaryota; Fungi; Ascomycota; Sordariomycetes; Hypocreales; Clavicipitaceae
Product: serine/threonine protein kinase
Exons: 1
Coding region: 1-2244 (747 amino acids)
Biological process (GO): protein phosphorylation
Molecular function (GO): ATP binding; protein kinase activity
Source: RefSeq, a predicted model, not a curated record
AUGGACGAAAUCGAAGAGUUGCGCCGUUUACUUCGGGAGGAACAGCGUCUACGCGAAGAAGAACAACGCCGCCGCGAAGAAGCUGAAGGAUUGGCAAAGGCGUCAUUGCCACAGACUCUCCAGCAGUAUCUUGAGGCCUGCCACUCGCUUGAUAUCGCUGUUGAUGUCGUCACAGACCGUUCCUUGACAACACAAGGCGACACGACCAACCCAGCCGGCCGAAUAUUCCCUCGCCGCAUCAUACCAUGGGAGGAUUUUCCAGUGAGGCAACAGGAGAUCUGGGAAAGGCUAUCUGUUAGCCCGGGUUUCUCUGCCCAAACGGUGUAUCCGUCUCAACAUCAGUUAUCAUACGUCAAAUCUAUCCUCCAACCAGUUAGUAGCGAAAUUGGUCUCCGGCACUUCGAACGUGAUGUUGUUGAGAAUGCUGUUCAGAAGCUGGUUGACGAGAUCUACAAAGACCCAAUCUUGCGAGAAAGCCUUGGCCUCAAGGGAACCGUGACUUUUGAGAGUCAUACAAACCUCGGGGAGCGUAGCGAUUCAGUUCUUCAAUCCAUGGAACGUAUGUCAAUAAGCGAAAACGUCACCAGUGCCCCGCCAUCAGCAUCGACGACGAAAGCACGGGGCCAAAAGCCACGACGAAGGGCGAAAGGGAAGGGCAACAGGGCAGACCAAUUUUGCAUAUAUAGGACUUCGGAAGGCAGAAAUAUUCCAACGAUUGCUAUUGAAUAUAAGGCACCACACAAGCUGAGCGUUGACGAGAUUACCACUGGGCUUAAUUCGGAGAUCUGGCCGGAACGUGAUGUGAUCAACAAAGAAGGCCAGGACUUCACUUUUCACGCUAAGGCCCUCACCGCUGCGGUCGUCACGCAACUCUUCUCCUACAUGGUUGGCAAAGGCAUUCCAUAUGGCUAUUUCUGCACCGGGCAAGCUUUCGGUUUCCUUUAUAUCCCGGAUGAUCCAAGCAUAGUGUACUGCGCUGCGUGUGUGCCAAAACAAGAUGUUAUGGAUGACGAUGAGAACAGGCUCCAUCGCACGGCUGCUGCGCAGGUAUUCGCCUUCCUUGUCCAGGCUCUGUUGGCUACCCCACCUGCAGAAUCAUGGCACGACGAUGCCGAAAAGCUCGGGCGGUGGGAUGUUGAAUACGAAGAUAUACUGAGUAAAAUUCCACCGUCAGAACGAAAAGGCAAGGAACCUCGUGCAUCGCCUUACAAGCCUCAGCGUUGGAAAGGAUUUACUCGAUCGCCCAUUCGAACCCGCUCCCGCUGCCAACCACCGGUUACGAGGUCAGCGCGUUCGGAAGACGAGGAUGAAUAUGAUCCUCCUUCUCCUACGUUAAAAUUAUCCCACAAGGGCAAGAACCAAGCGCAGUCAGCCGCAACAGAAGGCCAUGCUAGCGGUAAAAGUGCCCAAAAGCGUGAACAGCGCCAAAGUCGUCGACAUCAGCAGGAAAGCAGAAGGCAGGUCCAUAUCGAAGACCGUCUAUAUUGCACUCAACGAUGUCUCUUUGGGUUAGCACAUGGAGGGCCUAUUGAUGAGGAUUGCCCUAACGCGCAUUAUCACGGCAGGGUUCACAUCGCUCAGGCUAAGUUUCUUCGUCUCAUACGCUUCCAGCUUGCAAGAGACCGUGGUCCUGGUGCAGAUUGUAUUUCGCUCUACUUAUCAGGAUCGCGGGGGGCUCUAUUUAAGGUGCGACUGUCGGCCUACGGCUACACAUUUGUGGCAAAGGGCAUGGAAAGAUUCGAUCAGAAGUUUCUAGCUCGCGAAAGCCAAAUUUAUUGCAGACUUCAACCAAUUCAGGGCAAGUACGUGCCAGUAUGUCUUGGUAUCGUCGAUUUAAUAAGCCCAUGCCAUUAUGAUGGUGGAGUCUACACCAGCUUCCUAUUUCUUAGCUGGGCUGGACAAUCUCUCCCUCGAUGUAUUGACCCAGCUAACAAGUUGAGUCUCGUUAAUAGAGUCACAACGGCAUUGAAGGAACUUCAUAGAUUAGGAGUUCUUCACUGUGAUGCCGAGCCCCGCAACAUGUUAUUCGAUCCAAAAGAUGGCAGCGUAAUGCUGAUAGAUUUUGAACGGUCAGAGUUUCGUGGCCGUCAUCCGCUUACAUCCGUGAGCUCGAAUACUCAAGGUCGAAAGAGAAAACUUGGGGUGAAGCACAAGCAAUGUGAGGAUGACUGGGCGAAAGAGCUACGAUCAGCUGCAAAGUUGGUACAUUGCCGGACCACUGCACACGAUAUUCACCUCCAGUAG